UUUUUUAAUUCUUAUUAUGCAUUAUUUAGACUAGAUGGAUCGAAUCAUAGAAAAUGUUAAUUCAUAUGUCGAAAAUUUAAAUGAUGGCGAUUCUGAUUCCGAAUUAAAUCCCGAACAAUUGUUAAACGAAUGGUUAGGUGAACUUGAUAAUUUAACUGUGGGCUUAGAGACCAUAAGCUCGACUUCAGGUCGAACUAAUCUAAAACAACCAUUAACCUCAGAAAUCAGUGCUCCACGUAUCGAUAGUUAUCGAUUCUCAAUGGCAAAUUUAGAAGACUCACAAGAUGUGGAUUUGGAUGCAAUUUUGGGUGAAUUAUGUGCGCUGGAAACGCAAUGCGAUGAAGAUAUUGACCAUGCGAAAAUUCAUAAACGUUCAUCACAAUCAAGUGAUUAUAAUCGACAACAACAACAUCAAAGCCGCAGUCAUUCUCGAUCAUCGUCAGACGGGAAUCGUUGUUUAAAAUUGGAUCCCGGAGAAAGUGAAUUAAUGUUAAAGAAUGAUGGAUCAAUACGAACAGAUUCACCAGAUAAUGAUUCAGCAUUCAGUGAUACGGUUUCAAUGCUAUCUAGUGAAUCAUCUGCGUCCAGCAGUACUGGCGUGGGUACUACGAAUAGCACUAACGCAAACACUGGUAUUAAAUCAUCUCAUUUUACAUCAAAUUUAAAUAAUACACAGGAUUCGGCCACACGCAUAAAAGCAGAAAAAAUUCGCAUGGCAUUAGAGAAAAUGAAAGAGGCAUCUGUUAAAAAAUUAUUUAUAAAAGCGUUUACGACAGACGGUUCCACAAAAUCGUUGUUAGUCGAUGAGAAAAUGACUUGUGGAUAUGUGACAAGACUAUUAGCUGAUAAGAAUCAUGUUCAAAUGGAUCCGAAAUGGGCAAUUGUUGAACAUUUGCCAGAAUUAUAUAUGGAACGAGUUUACGAAGACCACGAAUUAUUAGUCGAAAAUUUAAUGUUAUGGACAAGAGACUCUAAAAAUAAGAUAAUAUUUAUGGAACGUUACGAUAAAGUACAAAUGUUUUUACAACCAGAACAAUAUUUAACAACAUCUACAGACGAUCCAAACACUGAUUUAUACUACGAUGAUCAUUCUCGAAUGUUACUGCUUGAAGAAUACUUUAAUUCACCAACAAAUCUAAUUCAAUUACCCGAUCUCCAAACGAAUUUAUACUUGAAAUCUGAUACGAAAAAAGGUUGGAAAAAAUAUCAUUUUAUACUUCGUGCAUCGGGAAUUUAUUAUUGUCCAAAGGAAAUGAAUUCCAAAUCACUAGGUGUUAAAUCAUUGGGUCGAGAUUUAAUUUGUUUGGCCACGUUUGACAAUAACCAAAUUUAUUACGGUGUUGGAUGGAAGAAAAAAUUUAAGGCCCCAACCGAUUAUUGUUUUGCGAUUAAGCAUCCUAGAUUACAACACUCGAAAUCAACAAAAUAUAUCAAAUAUUUAUGUGCCGAAGAUCAAUUAACGUUAGACCGUUGGAUGUGUGCCAUGAAAAUUGCGAAAUACGGUCGUCGUUUAAUGGAUAACUAUCGUAUUUUGGUUGAUGAUUUGGCGCAAGACGAUUUAGAUAUGUUAGCACAUGCGAGAUCAUGUUCGGUGACGUCGAUUGCAAAACAGAAUCAAUCUCAACCACCACCAUCGUCAGAACCACCUAGUGGACGCCAUAGUCGGGCAAGUAGUUCAAGUUCCAGUGGUUGUAUGUCCGAUGGGGGUGAUAACCAGUGGAGAUCUUCGACAGAAACAACAAAUGCAUUUGAUUCAGAAUUUCCUAUGGGCACGAUAAAACGGAAACCAUCAAUGAAACCAAGUCUUCCAUUAACAAGUAUAACACGACAAUUGAAAGAAGUGGGAGAAAUUCUACGGGAUAAUGAUGCUGAUGACGAUGGUGAUGAUUUGUCACCUGGUUCAGGAGAUAUUAUAACGACAAAUUCAGGUACCUUAACUCGUAGACAUACCACAAAUAGAAGAAAAUCAUCGUCUUCAGGUGGAACUGUAGAUGAGAAUAGUACAUUAAAACGUUAUCAGCAUAGUUAUAAUCGAAUACGUACAUCAUGUUCGUCAAUGGAUUCAAUUAAAAGUGAUCAUAAUUUAACACCAACAUCUUCGUCUAGUCCUAUAUAUCCUGGUGCUCAUGUUACUACAUCAUCUUCAAUGGAUGAACCAAUAGCAUCGUUACCACCUCCGCCAACGACACAUGAAGAACAAAAUCAUCAUCAACGGCAUUAUCAACAUUACCAUCAUCCACAAUCAAAUGAGGAUUUACCACCACCUCCUCCACCGCCUCCAAUAUUAUCGAAUCAAGAUGACCUAUUUAAAUCAACAUUAUCGUUAGAUUCGUUACCGCCACCACCGGGACCUGGUGAAUUACCCUCUUUACAUUCAAAUAUUGGCAACGAUCAUAUAUCAGGUUCACAGUUAUCAUUAAUAUCAUUGCCUCCACCACCGCCACCUCCAACAGCUACACCAUACUGUGAUACGUUAAAACUACACCAAAAUAAAAUACGAUCAUCGUCAACAAGUAGCAGUGGUGGUGAUUUAACACCAAACGGUACUGCAUCCCCACAGCAAAUAUUCUUUAAUCAAGCAACUGGAACUAUACGACCAAACACUAUAGGUUCAGUACCACCAACGAGUGGUACUGGCACACAUAUAAAAAGUCCUAAGAAGGUAAUCAAGAAAAUUACAUUCAAUUUACCACCCACGACAAAUGGAGACCACGAAGACUCGAUGGGGGAUGUAUCAGUUCUUCCACCACCUCCAGUACCUAAACGCUCAGAAAAAACGAAGCUAACAUCACCGAAAAAAUUAUCAAAUUCAGCUUCUGCUCCACCAACGGAAUUCCUGAAAGAUUUACAACGAGUGAUGCGAAAAAAAUGGCAAGUUGCGCAGAAAUGUAAAUUAGAACCGACAACAACACCACACGAAGUGUUAGGAUUCCGUGAUCCACCACCUGGUGAUGAUUAUCGCGAAACAAAUGUAUCCAAUUGGGUGGAACAACAUUACGGUGGCGUGGGUGAUGUUUUAGUUGAUAAUUUAUAUGAGAAUGUGUAUCCAACAUCGAAUAAUGUGUAUUCAACGCAACCAGUUUCAAUUCAACGACGUCCCUCGUCAAUAUCAUCGUCAACCACAUCAUCAUCUACCGUUGGAGGUGUACGUUGCAAACGUAAACCUCCACCGCCACCAUUACGUAGUGAAACAACUCAAUUGAGUACUAGCAGCAAUAGUAAUGCGCAUGUGCAACAACAGACUCUUUGUAAUAAUGGCACGAAGUUAUAUUGAUGUUGUGUUUUAUAAAUGUGUUAUAUAUUUUGUUUGUGUCAUAUUAUUAUACAAAAUAAGAUUCGAUUUGAAUUUAACCGCGAUAAAUGAGAGUUUGAAUAAUAGUGUGUGGGUUUGGGUUUUAUCCCGGUGCUAUAUAUUGCUCAGUCAAACGUAUCUAUGAAUCUUGG
Molecule: messenger RNA, 3444 nt
Organism: Chrysoperla carnea
Lineage: Eukaryota; Metazoa; Arthropoda; Insecta; Neuroptera; Chrysopidae
Gene: pico
Product: ras-associated and pleckstrin homology domains-containing protein 1
Exons: 7
Coding region: 35-3274 (1079 amino acids)
Biological process (GO): signal transduction
Source: RefSeq, a predicted model, not a curated record